Molecule: messenger RNA, 772 nt
Organism: Vespa velutina
Lineage: Eukaryota; Metazoa; Arthropoda; Insecta; Hymenoptera; Vespidae
Product: defensin-1-like
Exons: 4
Coding region: 118-456 (112 amino acids)
Biological process (GO): defense response
Source: RefSeq, a predicted model, not a curated record
AUGCAAAGUUUUUAAAAUGUGUUUGUAGGAUAUAUAACGCAGUGGUUCGCGGUGUUAAAGACAGUUCUUCUUCAUAGGUUUAACUGUUAAAUUGCUCUUAAAGUACUCCGAAUUGAGAUGAUCAAAAUGAUCAAGAUCUAUACGGUACUCUUCGCUUUCAUCGUUCUGCUUGUUAGUACGGCAAUAGCGGCACCAAUCGAAGGAGAUAUUAAAGAAGAAAAAAAUUCCGUUUAUAAUUUUAUGGAUCAAAAAUUAUCAAAAGAAUUAAUGAUUGCUCGUACGAGAUAUAGAAGAGCAACUUGCCAAAUUCCCAUUAUCGGUGACUGGGUUAGCGACAGUGCUUGCGCUGCAGGCUGUAUCGCAAGAGGAAGAGCCGGUGGCCAUUGCAGAAAUGAAAUCUGUCAUUGUCGAGAAGAGAAAAUGUUGGAUCUUCUACGAAAACGAUUCAAUUUCUAGAGAAUAAGUGAGUGGUGAUCGAAAAGAUGGAAAAUAAAUAUUACAAGACGCGCUGAUAGAUAUGCAAGGACUACUCACAUAAUCAUCGGAGAUGGAAACUGGCUUUGUACCGUAUCUUGCAAGGAUAAUAUAUAUUAACAAUCAAUAAGUAACGCAAUGAACUAUAAAAAUAAAAAGUAAAGGGAUUAAAUUAUGUCUUUUUAAAAUUUUGUUUUCCUUGUUUUUUCUUUCCUUUUCAAAUGGAUUAACAAUUAAUCUAAUUAAUUGAUUGAACGAAGAUGGAAAAUGCUUGAAUAUCGGAGACAAUUUUUAUCAA